GCCUAUACCAGUAUAAGACUGUAGGUCUACAGCUGAAGGAGGUGAAUGUUCUGUAUGCUCACUUAUUUUUUUGACCUGCCUGUAAUCGAUAAUUUAAUCUGUUUGAAGUAUUUGCGUGAGUAUUCCAGCCUAAAUUAUUUUAAUGAGUAGCUCAGUAAUUUUGGAAAAUACAAUGCAACUUCGGUCAGAGAGAACAAUAGCGUAUUGCAUACCCAGUAUUUAAACUGCUGAUAAGAAAUACACGUCGAAUAACCACAUCUAAUUUCGAACCGGUCUUAUCUAGACGGACAUAGGACAAUGGCGACGUUAACAAGCCAGGAUUCAACCGCCCAAGCGCGGGUUUAUUUCCAAACGCCUCCCGGUACCGAUGAUUCAGAAGUCGUCCAGAAGCAAGGCCGGGUAACCGUGAAAUACGAUAGAAAAGAGCUGAGGAAGCGACUCAAUUUAGAGGAGUGGAUAAUUGAGCAGUUAACGGAUUUAUACGACUGUGAGGAGGAGGAGAUUCCAGAGUUGGAGAUUGAUGUGGAUGAGCUGUUGGAUAUGCCCACUGAUGAAGACCGGGCAUCCAGGGUCAAGGGUUUGCUGGUUGACUGUUAUAAACCUACAGAUGACUUUGUCACGGCUCUCCUAGAGAAGGUUAAAGGUCUGCAGAAACUCAGCACUCCGCCCAAAAAGAAUGACAAAUCUUCUCCUUAGCCUCAGAACAACCCCAACUGAUUACAACUCAGUUCUACACAGGGAUACCCAGCUAGAAACCCUCAGCACCUAGAAUCCUUCAAUCAGCAGGAUUGGUAGAGGGAAGAAGAUCGACCAAUCAAAUCUCUGCAGCAGGGAUUACUAUGUCUCCGUCUUUGUUAAAACUAUUUGUGGAUUUAUAAUCAUGUUAAACAUAUACAGUAGUAAGUGAUGAGUGUUCAAAUAUCAGAAUAUAGUACAGCAUUGAUAAACUGAUGACAUGGAGGAAGAACAUGACAACAUUUAACUUGAGCUAUAAGUCACCAACAAAGCUUGGCAAGUACAUAAACCUCAUGACAGCUCAUAGUGAGUCAUUACAGAUGCAACUUUAUGCAGUCUAACAAAUGUAACUCUUUGGUUAGUUGAUUAGUCAACAUCACUGUAUGUAUAGUAACAGCUAGAAAUAGUGAACUAUCCAUGGUUGGUAAUAGUUGGAGCCAUGUCAUUAUUACGAUGCCAUUUUAACUAGGAUUUAUAGAGAAGCAAAGUGUUACUCGAGAAUGGUUUAUUUGGGGAAACGGUAGUUAAGUCUGUGUAAGCCGAGCACUGUCAUCACCUGUCUAAUAUAUUUUUUGAAAGGGAAGCAUGAAGGGCUUUUCAACAUUUCACACUGGACUACUGGGAGUGAAAAUUAUGCUUUCUGUUACACCUUUGACAUGAGCAAGUGUGGACAGUUAUCAAAGACAAACACCAGCAUGCCACACAAGGCACUGUAAUAACAUCAGUAGCCUACGCGUUUUCAUUGCGCACAUUUUUUGUUAAAUAUACAUUUUGGGAAUAAUGCAUGACUGACUCUAUAAAACACAGGAAAACAUUUGCAAAUUAGGGUUAGAGCCCAUUUAAAUCCAUGACAUGAACUGUCACUACAGUGAAUGCUUUUGAGUACUACUAUAACAUAUGGUUCAACUGUUUCCCCCUCCAUAUCCUCCACCCUGGUGCCUGAGAGUGACGGGGUGGGUCUGUUUCUCAGACCUGACCCAAGUAGAUAAAAAACUAUAUAAAGCGAAGGCCUUUCAACUUGUUUCUCAAACCCAAAACACUUAAGUCAUUAACCAUACAGUAAGCACUGCGAAAAGGACUUCGGACUUAGAAGACUACAGCAAUGACUGUAUCGACUAUUGUGGAUUAAGCAAUGUCUUUGAAAAGUAUGACAAUUGGUCCUGCAUUUCGCUGUGCCCGCAUGUUACACCUCAUUACUAUAAUUCCUUAAUCUUUUGGACGCCAUUGAGAUGUUAUUUUGGGCAGGCUUUUAACUACCAGAUUCGCAGUGCAUCUCCUAGAACCUGCAUCACGUUGAAGACUGAAUUAAAUCAUGAACUGGGUUACUGCGUUCAUUUAGAGUGCUGGAGGUACAGUAGGCGACUGCAUAAUCUGUGGUGUGUGUGUUUAAGAUGUGAUUGCAAAACUGUAGUGACGUAAUGUAGCAAUACUUAAUGGUGCUGUUUAACAAUUUGUUACAUUUUUAUUAAAAUUCAAUACGUGUUUUACCUACUCUGA
This is a messenger RNA of Oncorhynchus masou masou (cherry salmon), 2232 nucleotides long. Its product is annotated as protein phosphatase 1 regulatory subunit 14B-like. The record is from RefSeq and is a predicted model, not a curated record. Gene Ontology annotation, molecular function: protein serine/threonine phosphatase inhibitor activity. The coding region runs from base 298 to 696 and encodes 132 amino acids. Lineage: Eukaryota; Metazoa; Chordata; Actinopteri; Salmoniformes; Salmonidae. The transcript has 4 exons. Gene Ontology annotation, cellular component: cytoplasm. Gene Ontology annotation, biological process: innate immune response; regulation of phosphorylation.